Durusdinium trenchii is the source of this 708-nucleotide messenger RNA. NCBI's taxonomy places the organism in Eukaryota, Dinophyceae, Suessiales, Symbiodiniaceae. The record is from the annotation of a GenBank genome assembly.
AUGCCGAAUGAACUUAUUUCGAGCCUUGGUCUCGACCUCUCUACCUAUGCAGACUAUGGCCGACAGUGCGGUCCACAUGAUGCAGACGUUUGCGACAAAACGUAUCCUGGUGCAGACCAUGCGAUGUGGUGUUGCACAUCGUGGUGUUGGGUCUCUGAGUCUUGUCCAACAGCACGUGCUUCGACUGUGUGGCAAGGUCACUACUGGAGCCAGGAGAGAUGCAGCUUGAACGCAGAAGCUGUGUCUGCCUGCAAGUGGGAGUCCCUUUGUGAGUGUCGAGGGCAACUGCCAGAUGGCACUUUUGAUGGAAAAGGGAACUUUGCUGCAGACUAUGGAAGCAGUUGCUCAUCAUGGGAUGCAGUGGGUUGCCAGACAGUGUGGGGAAGUAAUUCGAAUUGGGGCGCCACCUCGGCUGACAAUGAGUGGUGUUGUGAUUCCUGGUGUUAUGUCAACAGCAGCUGCCCCAUUGCAAAGAAGUCCUGGCUUGGCACUGGUUAUUCCUUCAGCUAUGAGACUUGUGAUGAUGGACCGGAAACUUACAACCUCGCCACGGAUACCUGUGAUGCAGCACGCCGGCUUUCCGCCCGUCGUCGUGGAGGUGGAGGAGGCUGGAGCUCGUAUUCAUCACCAAGGCGGAGAGCUCCCUCAGCACCUGCCUCAUAUCCACGGCGACGAUCAUAUUCGGCACCCACCUCAUAUUCUGCUUGA